Seriola aureovittata is the source of this 8451-nucleotide messenger RNA. RefSeq names its product myotubularin 1 (gene mtm1). The transcript is spliced from 16 exons. Gene Ontology annotation, cellular component: plasma membrane. Gene Ontology annotation, molecular function: phosphatidylinositol-3,5-bisphosphate 3-phosphatase activity. The coding region runs from base 113 to 1936 and encodes 607 amino acids. The record is from RefSeq and is a predicted model, not a curated record. Gene Ontology annotation, biological process: negative regulation of autophagosome assembly; dephosphorylation; mitochondrion distribution. Lineage: Eukaryota; Metazoa; Chordata; Actinopteri; Carangiformes; Carangidae.
CAGGCCGGCACGUGACGAGAGUAAGUUCCUGCUGUGGCUUGAGGGAAACAGAUCGACAUUCAGCCGCGGGAGAAUCGCACUUUGCGGCCUGUGGAAGCCCCCUCCCUGAGCAAUGGCCUCACCUGUCUCAGUCUACAACUCUAAUGCCUUGGACACACACAUCUCCAGUACCUCCAGAGAGUCUCUGAAGAUGGAGUUGUUAGCAGAUGUCAGUCUGCUGCCAGGAGAGGAGAGAAUUACAGAUAAAGACAUCAUCUACAUCUGUCCAUUCAGUGGAGCUGUGAAAGGAAAAGUGUUGAUCACCAACUACAGACUCUACUUCAAGAGCUCAGACACUGAUGUGGCGGUGACACUGGAUGUUCCUCUGGGUGCCAUCAGUCGGGUGGAGAAGAUGGGUGGGGCAUCAAGCAGAGGAGAAAACUCGUAUGGCCUGGACAUCACCUGCAAGGACAUGAGGAAUUUGAGGUUUGCCUUGAAGCAGGAGGGCCACAGCAGACGAGACAUCUUUGAGCUCCUCUUCAGACACGCCUUCCCCCUGUCACAUGGUCUGCCUGUGUUUGCGUAUGUGACUCAGGAGAAGUACGGGGACAACGGCUGGAACAUCUAUAAACCCAUAGAGGAGUUCAGACGCCAGGGUCUCCCUAACAACAAGUGGCGUAUCACAUUCAUCAAUAAGAGCUACGAGCUGUGUGACACCUACCCCACUGUGCUGGCUGUGCCCUUUAAGAGUAAAGAGGAGGACCUGAGGAGAGUGGCCACCUUCAGGUCCAGAGGACGCAUACCGGUUCUGUCGUGGAUCCACAGGGAGAACCAGGCCGUGAUCGUCCGCUGCAGUCAGCCUCUGGUCGGCAUGUCCGGGAAGAGGAACAAGGACGACGAGCGCUACCUGGACCUGAUCAGGGAGGCCAACGACACCACCAAGCUCACCAUCUUCGACGCCAGGCCCAACGUUAACGCCGUGGCCAACAAGGCGACCGGAGGAGGCUACGAAGGCGACGAGUACCAGAACGCAGAGCUGAUCUUCCUGGACAUCCAGAACAUCCACGUCAUGAGGGAGUCCCUGAAGAAGCUCAAAGACAUCGUCUACCCCAACGUGGAGGAGUCCCACUGGCUGUCCAGUCUAGAGUCCACACACUGGCUAGAACAUGUCAAGCUGGUGCUGUCAGGAGCCAUCCAGGUAGCAGACAAGGUUUCCAGUGGGAACUCUGUGGUGGUUCACUGCAGCGACGGCUGGGACAGAACCGCUCAGCUCACCUCUCUGGCCAUGCUGAUGCUGGACAGUCACUACCGCACACUCAGAGGCUUCCAGGUGCUGAUAGAGAAGGAGUGGAUCAGCUUUGGACACAAAUUUGCCUCAAGGAUAGGUCAUGGGGACAAGAACCACGCAGACCAGGACAGAUCACCCAUCUUUGUUCAGUUCAUAGACUGUGUUUGGCAGAUGACUAAACAGUUUCCAACAGCCUUUGAGUUUAACGAGCGCCUCCUGCUGACAAUCCUGGAUCACCUCUACAGCUGCCGCUUCGGGACUUUCCUCUACAACUGUGAGAGCGCCCGAGACCAGCACGAGGUGAGGUCAAAGACCGUGUCUCUGUGGUCUCUGGUCAACGGUAAGAUGGACAUUUAUCUAAACCCCUUCUACACCCCCGAGUCCGGCAGAGUCCUGUACCCCGUCGCCAGCAUGCGUCACCUCGAGCUGUGGGUCACAUACUACAUCCGCUGGAACCCGCGCAUCCGACAGCAGCAGCAGAGCCCAGUGGAGCAGCGCUACAAGGAGCUGCUGGCCCUCAGAGACGAGUACUUGAAGAAGCUGGAGGAGCUGCAGCUCUCUGACUCCUCCCCCUCCUCCCGCCUGCCUAACAGCCCCACCCCCAACACCCCCUCCCCCCCCUCCUCCACACCAUCACAGCAAUACACACACCUACACACUCCCUUCUGAAGGCAGUCACACACACACACACACACACACACACACACACACACACAUACACACACUCUCUCUCUGAUAUACUUGUUGACUUGCACUUGUGUCUUUCACUCUGAUCUCUGUCUUACACACACGCAGGGAAUGAAUUAGUGUUGCUCAGUCUAACUGUGAUAACUAAGGAUGCUAAUAAGACUUAGCUUUGAUGGUUAACUCUAACACCAUAGAGGUGAUGGUGGCGAUUUAUGCAAUAUGUCACAGUACAGCCUUGUCACAACACAUCUCUACACACACUCGUCAUACAGUGAAGCCUUAAAGACAUUCAGUGGCUCUCAGUACAAAGGGCUUGAACACACAGGACACACAGCGGUUGUGUAUUACACAGGCAGCGCAGCGGGGCCGGAGGUGUGUGUCCUCCGUCCACCUCAAUCAAUUUACAUCAGAUUCCCUGAUGAACCGAGGCCCAGCUCUCUGUGUGUGUGCUCAGUACUGAGGAAGUGUACUUAUAGAAUCUUAACUCAAGGUCCACUUACUCACAUUCUUCAGAUGAAGCUCUGGAUAAGGCCAGUAAGUGACCCUUGAGUUACGACUGUCGUACAUUAGAGGUUCAACACUGAGAGAAGUUUUAUCUGUGCUUCCACUUGAAAGAGACGUGAGGGGUGUGGCUUAGCUUGCACUAGCUUUAGCCUAGCCUAGCUUAGCUUAAACAAAAAAAAAAAAAAAAGAUGCGGUUCACUCCAGGGGGAAAUUUCUGUCUUUACUCUCAGAAAUUAUUUAUGUAAAAAAAAAUUUAAAACCUUUAAAGUCACAGUGAAAUGACACAUUCACAUAAUAAGCUACUGGAUGUCUCAGUCUGUCUGCGUCUCUCAGAGGGAUUUAAAUCUUUCAGAUAUGAUUGGAUUGCUAAAUAAGUGUUUGUGGUUUGGUGAAAACAGCAACAUGAUACAGAGCUGUAGAUCAGUGGUUCUCAAAGAGAGGUCUUCCCGGUGGUCCCUGAGGUGGUUCCUGGGGGUCCCCAGCAAAAAGGCGAAUAAUUUAUUUUCACUAUAAUACCAUCUGUAAGUAACACAAUGACAGAAUGUAUGAAUAUUUAUGGUUUCAAGCACUUUCUGUAAUAAAACGUAAAAAGUAAAAAUCUGAUCAGACGGCGGUCUGUGGUCUAAUUCGCCACUGCUGUAGAGAGCUGCAGACUGUUGGCAUCCACGACUCGACUUUAUUCAUACAGCACCUUUCAUACAAACAUAUAGCCUGUAUUUGUAAGUAUUUCACAGAGCAAGAGUAAAACAACACACUCACACACACACAUGCACAAAAAAAAAGAUGUGCAGAUUAAAGAUUUACUACAGUAAAACGGUAAAAUGAUGAAUGAAAGUCAAUAAACAUUUUGACUAAAGUGAUAAAACCAUAAUGAUAAGAAAUAAAACUGAAGCAAUAGCUCUAACAUUAUUCUGAGUUAAAAUCCGAUCUGGAUCACACGUUGUUGGACCAGCAGGAGAAGAGUCAAAUGAUCAAAUUAGUCCUCAAAUCCAAACACACACCACCUACUGUGUCCUCCUGCUGUCUGCUCACACAAGCUGUUGGUCAAAUUCACUUUAAUAUAAUGUUCUGGGUUACCUAAAUAAAUUAGCGUAACCGCCCCCGAAUUCAAGAUGAGUGAUUGAAAUGUAAAUGCAGCAGAUCAGGUGACACACUCAGCCCAGUCUCUUCCUGCCUUCGUCCUGCUGCACAGCCGCUGGUGUCCUCUGUGAACAAAGCGUAAUGCUAAUCAACACGUUGUACAACUCUCACUUCUCACACUUGUUCCUACCUGCUGCACUGAGUGUUGGCCUAUCCCAUGAGGAGCAGAGGCUGCAGAGCUGAUGCUGGAGGGUCCGAGGCCUGGAGCUCCUGCAGCAGACGUCCCGACUCCAGCUAAGUGUAUGAAUCAGGUGUCGGGUCAGAGCUGGAUGUGUUGAUGUGGAUGGAAGCUAGAGUUGUCUCUGUCCCGCAUGUUCUGCAGUAUUUUCCAGCACUUCCUAAGCAAAUACAGUUUUAGCCAAUAGGAAGAGUUUGGUUACAACCAAUCAGUGAUUUACUUUUAUGAAUGCAGCUUUGAUACCGUUUGAAAUGUAUUUCAGGUGCUCAAGAUAGUUUAGGGGAAUGAAGUGGUGCUGGCCUCUGAUCCUGCAUCACCUCUCGCACCUUUAUGGUCUCACUAAACACAGAGCCUGGAUGGAGAACCCAGACCAGGUCCAUGAUAGCCUUACCAUGCCAAGAUGUUUGUUACCAGCACACGGUUUUAGGGACAGUGAGCAAAAACGGAAAAAAAAAAACAAAAACUCUUUUUGUAAAUCAGCCAGUUUGUAGAUAUUCAAACCUCCCUCACUGAAAAAUCCAGUGUGAAAUGUCACAUGUGAGCGAACAGCAUGCGUGUCUUUUGGACAGGUGGUGGUUUUGUAUCCAAGAGUUUCCCACGUUUCAGUUGGACAUCGGGUGGGACAGUUUUAGUUAUUUUACAUGCACAUUCUCCAGUUAUUUGAUUGGACAAAAUAAUUGUGUUGUUUACAACAACUAGUUUAGUUGUCUCUCCGCUCCUCUCUGCAUCCUAUUGGACUCUAUGUUUGUAGCUUCUCCCUAUACGUCAAAAAAACAUGUCAUCAUAACUAAUAUGAUGAUGGGGAAGCUAAAAGACCUGUGCUGUAAACUUUAGGAAAUUAUCCUUGACUUCUGUAGCAAGUAAUAAAUCAAACUAUGGAAGAUCAUUUCUGCCAGAAAAAUUAAAAAUAAGGAAAAAUGAUAGAAACUGCAAAAAAAUUGAAUGUUAAAGUUAUAGGGGACUGUUUUCAAACAAUGACAUAUUUAAUCAGUUAUGCAUGAUUGACAUUCUAAAUUAAAAUUUUGUUGUUUUUUAUGUGAGUAAAUUAUUUAAUCAGAUAAACUAAAGUCAGUUUAUUAGAUUUUGUCAUUGUUUUGAUUCACAGCCUUAAAGGUAUGACCUACUAUCUCUAAAUUCUACAGCACAGAUUUAGACUUUUAAAACAUUUAAGUGAAAUAAAUUUACGUAACGUUCUACCUAACUAAUAUGUCAUUAAUUUUGACCUACUGUACGUAUUUUUUAUUUUUAUCCUUUAUUAUCAUCAUUUUACUUUUUUUCCUCCCUGACUCAAAUGAGCUUCCAUAAAACCCUCCAGUAGAAGGAGCUGAAACCCGACCUGUCCAAAAAACACCUGCUGUGAUAGUUGUGUGUUUGGGUUUCUGUGCUGUCAUGGAGCUGGUUUCUACACAACAGUGUGAAGAGUCAAACUCAGGACAUCACAUGGACAUCAGUGUGUGUGCGCGUGUGUUGGAAACAGAAUCAAGUUUCUCUGUUAUGACAAUGGAAUUUAAAGAUUUUUAGAAAUAGCCUGAUGAGGAUUUUGCUGCUAACUCCAAAAGUUCCCCUUCUAGUUAGUUUGAAACCAACUGACACAAACUCAGAGGAAUCAUGGCCAGCAUUGUGGUAAAACAUCACGAUGUCCGUACUGUAUCACUCAAUCUGUCAGAUGAUGACAGAACUGUUUAUUUCUACCCGUGUGUGUUCAGUCAGUCUGAUGAGAAACGUCUGGUAGUCCUCGGCGUCUGGUUCUUUGUUCCAACCCGGGCCACUUGAUCAAUAACUGGGGCUGGACUACCAGGACUGAAGUGUAGACUUUAUGUUGCCACCACAUCAUCAUCAUCCAUCAGAAAAAAUCCUGAUUGGCGGUUCCAGCUGUUGGAUCCAUCACCAAUAAAACCAAUGAAUAAGAACUAAACAAAGCUUCAGGUGUGGUCUAGGUAGCAGUUUAGCUUUAACGCUGCUACAGUGCUUUGCUGUGGCGCUGGGUAGAUACACCUGGAUGUCUGUAUGGAUCACCACUGUAGAUCAGUCCCCCUUUCACCACAGGUUUAACAUUGUAUAGACACCUCUGUCACAAAUGAGUUACUAUUACAGUAACCCAGCAGUUCUCUCUAACGAGACCAGUGGACUGAUAGAUACCAAAAAACCCAUUAGCAUUUUCUCAAGACCACGUGUUUACAUUGACUCCUUGAGACUUUGAGGGUUUUUUCUUUGAUUACAUUAGUAUUUGUCAGCACAGACAACAUGCCACUCGAGGCACACCAUUUUACAGAUAUGCUGCCUGGUUUGUUAAAGUGCCCAGUGAUGAUGCAGAGUGUGAGGAGCAGCUGGUUCCGGGAGGAUUUUCCCUCUAUAAUUAGCAGCUGUGAUGACGAAACAUCCUUCACAAAUGAAUAUUAUGGUGCAAAAACCCAACUGUCUUUCCUGUUCAGUCAUGCACUGGUGUUCGGCAGACCAGCCAACCCUUCUACUUACCUGGGGUGAACAUGGUUUAGAUGCUGUCUUGGUUUGAACUUUAACCUGCACUUGUUUUAAUGUUUUUAAAAAGCAAUGUCCCCGAUUUCAAGCUGCCGUUAUCAACACAGGCAACAAGAUUUAAGAUUGGUGAUUGGAUAUUUCGUACCAAAAUGCCCAUUGGGAGUUGUUGUUAGCUCCACAGAAUUUGAAGCUUACUUCUGGAACCAUGGAUACUUUAUAAAGCUCCUCCCACUGUGCUUCUCUACAGUAUCCCUGAAUUUAAAGUCAGCAGCCUUUGUGGUGAGAGAGGAAUUGGAGUCAGGAAGGCACGGAAAAACCAGCCUAGACUCCAGCUGAUUGGAUUUCCAGCAAGUUGGAAGCAGUGAUGAUGAUGUAUUGUAUGUACAGUGCGACAGUUUCAGUUGUGAAUGAGGUGUAAUAAGUCAUUUUGUGAAGUGCGUCAGGUCAUGUCCAGAUUUGUGCCUUGAUUCUUGAUAGAAUCACCUUCUGUCAUGUUUGAGCUUGACUGCUGUGGUGCUGGUUCCAGCCUCGUACGCUCUGAUUUGGGACAACGCUGUUGGUUUUUGGGUUUGUUUGAAGUGGGAUCAGGUGGGAAGUCACCACAGGAAGUCUUCUGGUAACAAGGUUUACCUGGGCACCUCUACCUGCGUUAAAGGAAGCCUCUCCUUAUCCCCCUGAAAACUGCAAACUACCUGAUCUUUAAUGAACCCUGUUGGUUAAUACAUCAUGACCCUUUGUUACUGAGCAAAUAUCAGUGUCAACGUACCCUUUAACUGUCAAAGAUGUCAGUUCCACCCUUUAAAGGUACAUUCCCUGACUGUUCUAAGACCCACAGGGUUCUCAGUUGAGUUUCCAAACUUCAACAUUGACUGGGAGAAUAGUUAAUAGUAGUGUUGGUUGCAGAGGUUAUGUUACUCUCAAGGCAGAAUUGACCUUUAAAAGCAGAAGUGUCAUGGCAAGAAGUUUCAGUGUCUCACUUCAACAUAAACGAGGCCUGGUCAUGGGAGAACUUUACUCUUGCGGAUUGGAUUGGAGAAAGAAUCUUCGACCAUUUCUGUAACUUUCUGAAACCAACAAUCCAAUGUUCACAUCUGCUUCACCGUGAUUGGCCGGCUGUGUUGAGGUGAGAGAGGGGGCAGGGUAUGAACUGCUUUUCAAAAAAACCAGCACAAUUGUACAAAGUAGUCAUUUUCAAGUACAACCCAUCCCUAGUCCUUCCAGAUAUCAACUAUACGCAUGUAAUUCCAUGGAUUGGCCAGCAGGUGGCGCCAAAGCCGUCCAUCAUCACUGGGGGCAACUUGAACAGAAUCAGGGGUGUACCUAGGUGAAGUCUGAGAGGAGGGGCCACCUGCGAGUCAGAUCUCAAACAUGACCUCUCUGUGGUGGAGUGGGUGGAGUAGAGAGAACAACCUGGUUCCUGUUCACAAACAGGUGGAUUUGUGUCCGAGGUGAGGUUUGGUCUCACUGAGGAGGGUCAGAGGUAAAACAGCAGAGACAGCCACUUUAAACGUGUGUCGGUCGGGUGGUUGUGUUUUUAGGGGAAAACAGAUGAAAAUCUAUUUUUUUUAUUUUUUACUUUGUACAAGCACCAUGAUGUAAUUACCUCAAUCAAAACCUAUUUUACUGUCUAAAGUUCUAUUGUUGUAAAAUACAAUUAUUUUGUGUAGUGUAAAAUCUUACAGUUUUAUAAAAAAAGGAAAGUAAUGUUGGUUCAGAAAUUGUUGGUAUAAAUUGUGGAUUUCUGCUCCAUUGGGUAAAUGUUUUCUUUUUGAGGAAUAUUUUUUUUUUGGUUGGUUUUUUUUUUUUUGUACUUGCUAAUAACCCAGGAUAAAAGGUAGAAGCUUCUGGAUCUGUUCACUUGUCACAGACCGUUGACAUCUUCCUCUCAGUUCUCUGAUGGUCUUUAGAUUCACUCUGGCUCUGUGGUAAUGAAUCUGACAAGUACCUGUGUCGUUGUUCAUUUCAGUUUGACUCUUUCAUUAACAUAGCGGAUUGUAGUUUGAGGGGUUUGUGUCAUAAUAUAGCCUGCUUUCUAAUGAAUACACAGGAAAUGUGUUUCAGCAUCUUUUUGGUCUCAGCAGAAAGAUGGAGUCAGAGCACAUUUCACAUGUAUGUCUUUUAAUCAUGUUAUAUCCUCUCCACAGUUUGUUGGAUAGCUCCUGUUAUGUAAAUAUUACUGAUUAAAUUAAUUUAAGUA